AUGGAAGAGACUCAAAACACUCCUUCAAAUAUUGCUGUUUCCUUGGACUUGCGCCCAGCAUUCUACCCUGACUCCCUCAGAGAAACUGCCCAAAACGCCAAAGUCGUCCUCAACUUCCAGCGCAAAGUCAGACACACCAAGGACCAGCUCCGCGGCGCUUACUGCACUUUUUCUCUUCCACAAGGUACAAACUCUCCUUGGAAUGAGUGGGAACCUCCCAGCAUCAAGUUGAUAAGACGCAAGUCAGACGAGAUUUGGGAGCUCAAAUGGGGGGAGCUCCGAGAUUGGAUAUGCGAGUUGGUUCUUUGCGAUACGAUGACGGGGAAACCGAUUGAUGCGAGCCAAGAAGGGCGGGUUGAGGGGUUUAUGCAUUACCACCUAUACGAAAAGGAUUGGUGGUGGCGUAUCAACCGCGACGACGUUCGAAAGAACAUAACCGCCCAUCCCAAUCAUUCGAUCAAGGAUAAGGACAAGAAGCCAUCAACUGCAUCCGCUGACAGCGAACAGGCUCUUCGAAGAAAAAUCAGGGCACGCUAUCUCCGUGGUAGAAAGCCUUACUACGAGGACAUCUUAGAGAAUCUGAACGUCCGGGCCGCUGACGAAAGCUCAAGUCAGUCCUCAUCCUCGUCGUCGGAAUCUUCCUACGUUUCAGUGGUAUCCGAUGAGCCCGACUACAUUGGCAUGUUGGAUUCGGGGAUGCUGCCUGAACUUUUUGCUUCAGAUGGCGAUGAUGAAGAUUGUGAUGGGACAGCCCUUCCUGUUGAACAGACCCGGACUCAAGAGGAUAAACCAUACGCCGUUGCCCUUGAUACCACAGCUUCCUCCGAGUCUGAUAUUGAGCACGGAAGUCGCCUGGUUUUCUACGCCGAGUGGCGGUCGGACCAUUUGACGGCGCUGAACAGUCAUUAUCGGAGCCACUGA
Messenger RNA from Neurospora tetraspora, 921 nucleotides. RefSeq lists its product as uncharacterized. The transcript is spliced from 2 exons. The record is from RefSeq and is a predicted model, not a curated record. The coding region runs from base 1 to 921 and encodes 306 amino acids. Lineage: Eukaryota; Fungi; Ascomycota; Sordariomycetes; Sordariales; Sordariaceae.